AUGCCGGCUCAUCGAUCGAAGCAGGAUGCAGCACCAAAGCAGGUGCGGCGGGACCCAUAUGAAGUCCUUGGCGUCUCCAGGAACUCCACUGACCAGGAAAUCAAGUCCGCCUACCGUAAAAUGGCUCUCAAAUACCACCCUGACAAAAAUGCAAAUGAUCCUGAAGCAGCUGAUAUGUUUAAAGAGGUUACAUUUUCCUAUAAUAUAUUGUCUGAUCCAGACAAGAGACGCCAAUAUGACUCAGCUGGUUUUGAGGCUGUUGAAUCAGAAAGUCAAGAACUUGAACUAGAUCUUUCAAGCUUGGGAGCUGUGAAUACUAUGUUUGCGGCACUCUUUAGGCAAACCACUGUAUCAGCAACAGUCUUGGAGGAGGCGCUUAAUGGUGUGGUUGAUAUUCGUGCACUUCCACUUGGGGAACCUAUUUCUAGGAAGGUUGAAAAGCAAUGUGCUCACUUCUAUUCUGUCACAAUAACAGAAGAGGAGGCAAGGGCUGGAUUUGUUUGUCGAGUGCAAUCAUCUGACAAGAGCAAGUUUAAGCAACGAAUUAGAACUUUUGGUUUCGUUAUGAGGCUGGAAAUAUGGUCCUUGAUACUAUUUGAUAAAAAUGGAGAAUUAGGGAUCAGAGAAGUGUCAGAAAAGGAUAUGGGAGAAGCCAAGAACAUUAAUUUAUUGUAUUUUGAUCAUGAGGAAAGUGGUGGAUUGAGCCUUGCUCUACAGGAGGACAGUGCUAAAACAGGAAAGGUUACAUCUGCUGGAAUGUACUUUCUAUGUUUUCCUGUUUACCGGCUGGAUCAAACCGUCAACUUGAUUGCAGCCGCAAAAGAUGCUGAUGCUGCCUUCUUCAAAAAGUUGGAUGGGUUUCAGCCAUGUGAAAUAACUGAACUGAAGGCUGGCACCCAUGUUUUUGGUGUCUAUGGUGACAAUUUUUUUAAAAGUGCAAGUUAUUCAAUAGAAGCUCUUUGUGCUGCACCUUUUAUGGAAGAAAAGGCUAAUCUUAGAGCUGUUGAAGCUGAGAUUCUUGCAAAGAGGGUAGAAAUAUCUAAGUUUGAAACUGAAUAUAGAGAGGUAUUGGCACAAUUUACCGAGAUGACCAGUAGAUAUGCACAAGAGAUGCAAGCGAUUGAUGAGCUUCUUAGACAAAGGAAUGAAAUUCAUGCCUCCUACACCACUGCUCCGCCAAUGAAGCGGAGUUCAAGUAAAAACAGGAAUAAGGGGGCCCCUUCAGGGAGACCAGAGAAGAUGCACAAGUGA
This is a messenger RNA of Dovyalis caffra, 1251 nucleotides long. NCBI's taxonomy places the organism in Eukaryota, Viridiplantae, Streptophyta, Magnoliopsida, Malpighiales, Salicaceae. The record is from the annotation of a GenBank genome assembly.